Messenger RNA from Sinocyclocheilus grahami, 2075 nucleotides. RefSeq lists its product as uncharacterized. NCBI's taxonomy places the organism in Eukaryota, Metazoa, Chordata, Actinopteri, Cypriniformes, Cyprinidae. The coding region runs from base 240 to 1844 and encodes 534 amino acids. The transcript is spliced from 7 exons. The record is from RefSeq and is a predicted model, not a curated record.
UACUGCGCAGACUCCGGAUCCAAAAAAGAUUCGCCAAAUAGUUUCACUUUUCCGCUGGAAGGAAGGAGACGCCGCGUGCAUUCUUUACAGGCUUGUUUACAGUAAGCGACUGUUCCGCUCGUCUCUGAAUAUCUUCCACUGAUUAAAAUACUGUGUACCUUUAAAAGCGUCUCUCACAUGAGAAACAGAGUUUAGGCGAUCUUUGCACUCCUGGGCGCGGCUCGUGAAGGAAGAACGCGAUGGAGACUCAGCGGAACAGCAGACUAUCACUUCAUCUCCAUCAAUCAUCACAGUCACGGCUCAAGGAAAACACGCAGAGGGUAAUGUUGCUGUCUCUGUUGCUUCUGGGCGGUGUUUGUAAUGCAGAAAGAGAUGAGACAAUGUCAGUGAUGGAAGGAGAUCCUGUAAUUCUUCAUACUAAUCUUUCUGAAAUACUGAACGAUGAUACAAUACUCUGGGCGUUUGGACUUAAAGAAUCGGUCAUAUCUCAGAUAGCGAGAAAGAACGACUUGACCUCAGUUUUUGUCGCCGAUGAAGUGAGUUUCGCAGGCAGAUUGCAGGUGGACCACAAAACUGGCUCUCUCACCAUCAGAAACACCAGAAACAGACACUCGGGACAAUAUAAACUAACAAUCUCUAGAGAAAAGACCACAUCCAGGAUAUUUCAAGUGGAUGUCUUUGAUAUGGUUGUUGAGACGGAUGGAGUGAAGUCAGUGUCCGUUACAGAAGGGGAAUCUGUCAUUCUACAGAAUGAUGCUACUGAAUUACAGAAAAAUGAUCUGAUAGUAUGGAGGUUUGGAGAUAAAGGCAUCCUCCUAGCUAAAAUCGAUGUAGAAACUAACAAGCUCUCAUUAAAUCAUGCUGAUGAACGAUUCAGAAACAGACUACAACUAGAACAAAAUGGAUCUCUGACCAUCACAAACGCCAGACCCGAACACACUGGACUUUAUGAAGUACAGAUCAGAGGCCGCGAGAGCUCACAGCGGUUCCUUGUUUCUGUCAGUGCUGAUUUUGGUUGGUCAUCAGCUGUCAUAGCUGGAAUAGUUGUUGCUGGUCUGCUGUUGGCUGGACUUUUAGCUGCUGUUGUGAUUUACUAUCGCCGCAUGAUCUCUCAACUACAAAAACAAGUGGCUGAAGAAGAGAAAGUGGAAGAAAUGGAAGGAAGAACUGUCGUUCUAAACACUGGUACUACACUACAGAACGGUGAUGAGAUAAAGUGGUGGUUUGGAGAUAAUCCCAUAACCCAAAACAGUGAAUGGGCCAUUAAAACCACUGAUAUAAAUUGUGAUGUUACUGACGAGAGAUUCAGAAACAAAGUGCAGCUGGGUGGUAGGACUGGAGAUCUCAUUAUCAGUUAUAUCAGGACCAUUCACUCUGGAUUCUACAAAGUACAGAUCAGCGGCAAAAACAGAAUCAAAAACAAGAGAUUCAUUGUUACUGUCAAUGUGGAGAACGUGUCAGGGAAGGUUGGACACUCGGUCACUCUAAAGACCAAUAUUGAAAUACAGAAAGGAGAUCUGAUACUGUGGACCUUUGGAGUUAAAAACAGUCUCAUUGUUAAAGCCGAAUCAGGAAAAAUUUGUAUUAGUGAGAGCUUCAGAGGCAAACUGGAGCUGAAUGAUCUGCUGCUCAAUGGAUCUCUGACCAUCACAAACCUCACCAAUGCAGACUUUGGACAUUUUCAACUACAGGUCCUCAACAGCGAACGGAACAGAUUCAGGAGAUUCAAUGUGAUCGAAGCUUCCACAGAAAAAAAAGUGAAGGGUUCGGUGGAAAUGGUCUCACUGCUGUCUCAAGAGGGUGUGGAUGAAGAGGAUGCGCAGCAGGGGACGAGUUCACUUUAAUAAGACACGCCCACCACUGUCAAUCUUUGUCACAUCAUCAACACUUGAGCUGAACAACAUAUCCGUCACGAAUCCGGUCCCCGUAACUCCUCCCGCUCACCACCAGAGGUCCCCUUCACCACACAGACUGUAUCACCCUUUCACCCCGGACUACAUUUCCCAUGAUCCAUUUCACACUACACUGAUUUGAAUUUUUUCUUAAAGUAAUUUUCAGAUGCAAGGGGGAAAAAA